AUGGGUCCUUGCAAAGAAUCUUUAGAAAGACCACACGAUGUAUUGAUCUACGGUAGAAUUUCUGGGUUGGAACCGGGGUAUCAUGGAAUGCACGUACAUCAAAUAGGAAAUUUAAGCGGAAAUUGCCAAGGGGCAGGCCCACAUUUUAACCCUUUUGAUAAGGUUCAUGGAGCCCCGUCAUCGCCAUUUAGACACGUUGGAGAUUUGGGGAAUGCAUUUACGUCGGGGGAUGAUUUUAUAGUGGGGAAUGUAUUUUUAGCAAAUAGGAUACCUAGAAAUGGAAUAACUAGAGUUGGAAUAACUAAAAUAACCAAAUGGGACUCUCUUAUAAGUUUGCUGGAUAACGAAAGAAAUAUCAUGGGAAGAGCCUUAGUAGUUCACGCUCUAAGAGACGAUUUGGGAUUGGGGGGAAAUGAAGAAAGCUUGAGGACGGGCAAUUCAGGAGGACGCGUGGAUUGUUGUAUCAUAGAACCUUAUUAUCCUCCAGAAAGAGUUUCUUAUUUAAAUAGAAACGGUUAG
Gordionus sp. m RMFG-2023 is the source of this 519-nucleotide messenger RNA. Its product is annotated as superoxide dismutase [Cu-Zn]-like. Gene Ontology annotation, biological process: superoxide metabolic process. The transcript has 5 exons. Lineage: Eukaryota; Metazoa; Nematomorpha; Gordioida; Chordodea; Parachordodidae. Gene Ontology annotation, molecular function: copper ion binding. The coding region runs from base 1 to 519 and encodes 172 amino acids. The record is from RefSeq and is a predicted model, not a curated record.